Molecule: messenger RNA, 3282 nt
Organism: Acanthamoeba castellanii str. Neff
Lineage: Eukaryota; Discosea; Longamoebia; Acanthamoebidae
Product: Vps51/Vps67 protein
Exons: 21
Coding region: 1-3282 (1093 amino acids)
Biological process (GO): intra-Golgi vesicle-mediated transport
Cellular component (GO): Golgi apparatus; COG complex
Source: RefSeq, a predicted model, not a curated record
AUGUACAAGGCGCCUCUCAGUGCAGAGUCGCUCAUGGAGCAGGAGGUGCGACAGCUCUUCGAACGCCACACCAUCGCCGAAAUCAAAGUGCGCGAAGACCUCACCAGAGAUGAGAUUGAAAAGAAGAAGCACGAACUGCGCCGCCUCGUAGGGACGCGGUAUCGGGACCUCAUCGACUCAGCCGACUCGGUGAUCGCCAUGAAGACCGCCGCAGAGGGCCUGGCCGGCUGCUUCGAGCGUCUCGACCACCACACCGCCCGGAAUGGCGCGGCGACGGACAGCGCCAGCGGCGGGGAGGAGGAGCGCAACCGGGCGGCGCAUAGAGAGCGCUACCACGUGGCCCUUCAAGUGAAGCUUCUCGUCGACGCUCCCGAACAGAUUUGGUCGAGCGUGGAGGCCAACGACUACCUGAAGGCCACCCUCCUCUACACGCGGGCCGAGCAGGCCCACUCGCGACUCGUCCACAACCCCGCCUUUGCCCAGCUCCUCAAAUCGAUUCCGCUGAUGCCGCGGCAAUGGUCCCUCAUCAGCCAGUUCCCGAGCGAGAUCCGACAGAACGCACGCGCACAGCUCCAAAAGAGCGGCGUCUCUCCACAGCACUACGCGGGCUCGCUGUGCGCGCUGGUCCUGCUGGACCACCUGUCGGUGACGCAGGCCCUCAACGUGUUCCUCGAGGCCCAGAAGACGCUCGUCCUCUCCCUCUUCGACACCUCCUCCUCCAACGCCUCCAACGCCCUCCCUCUCGAGGAUUUGGUGGAGCGGAUGUGCCGGCUGGUGCGGUUGGUACAGAACGCGCUGUUCCUGCUGGGCAUCGUGUUUUCGUCCCACUUCGCCGCCACCGCGUUCGGCCUCCCGGCCUCGCUCCUCACCCAGUGCCUCCGCGCGCCCGACACCACGAGCCUCACCGCCGCCUCUUCCUCCUCCGCAUCAUCACAACAAACAAUUGCGGAGGCAGAUCUGGAGCGGGGCUGCAAGAUGUGGCUCGAUUCGAUCGCCGAGAGCCUGCGAUGGGGCCUGCGCCACGCCCUCCUCCAAAUCAAACUCGCCAAGGAUCUGGACCACAUUCGCCAGCGGGUGCUCCAGGCGAUGGACAACCCGGAGUUCCCCGCAGUUCCGGGCGACGUGACCAAGUUCCCCUCGGCCGAGGAAAUUUGGAAGCACGUGUGUGGGCUGGUGAUCAAGCGCGGGCUGGACGUGUGGGACUUUGUGUUCAACGAGGCCUUUACCGAGGCCUCGCGCAACGUCAUCCAGCUCUGGUUCCGCUCCGUUAACCUCGGCCUCGUCUCCUCCUCCGAUGCCCUCAACCUCCUCCGCUCCGACGAAGAUCUGUCGAUGGGGCACUACGUGUGGCGAGUGGAGGCGGGGCGCAUGGGGGCGGCGACGCCGUUGAGCCGGCGCGGGGAGGCCUUCGACACGCUCAGGCAGAAGGCGGCGACGCUCACCCCGCGGCUCUCCGAGCUCGUGGGCCACCUCGACCACCAGCUCGAGGCCUGCAUGCUCGACCUCGCCCACCUCCUCCACCACCUCACCACCGCCACCUCCACCACUACCGAUUGGCACGGGUCGGGGUCGGGGUCGGGGUCGGGGUCGGGGUCGGGGUCGGGGUCGGGAACGUACAGCACGCGCAGGCGGAGGAUCGCGGAUGCGGGGUCGGGCUCGACGACGACGGCGGCGGCAGCGGGGUAUAUGGGGAGCGAGGAGGAGGCGGAGCGGGAGGCGCGGCGGCGCGAGCGGGAGGAGAAGGAGCGCGGGCGCGAGCUCAAGCUGCGCGAGUUCCUCCAGGACAGCUGCCACCAGGCCCUCUCGGCCCUCCUCGCCCAGCUCGACGACAAACUCACCGCCCUCGCCCAGAGUGAGGCCGGAGGGAAGGAGCAGCAGCAGAUAAGUGUGGAGGAGCGCACGGAGCAGGCGCUCUUUAUCGGCCGCGCGUGCCGCGCCAUCGUGCAGCACUCGGUCCAGCUCAAACGUAUCUUUGCGCUGCCCAAGACCACACAACCCGGGGUGGACGCGGGAGCGCUCAAGGGCAAGGGCUACUCGUACACGGCCGCCAAGGCAUUCAACCGGCGAUUGGCUCUCAAGCACAGCCAAGACGAAGAGGCGGACAAUGUUCUGCACCCGAAGCUGCAGGAGCUCCAGUCGACCUUCCGGCGACUCUCCCUGCGUGCUCACGUCCGUUGGGUCCACAUUCUCGCUCACACCCUCCUGGCUCGACUGGGAGAGGCGCUGCAGGCCGACGACUGGUCCGAGCGGGAGAAGCGACGAAUGCAGUGGCAGCCCAUCACCGUCGCCGUCGAAUCUCUCGACGAAGGCGGGAAGGGCCAGGCGGCGAAGGGCGGCAGCGCGAAGACGGUGGUGGAGGAGACGUUCUACCUGCCCUACCAGGCGUCGCCCUACGUCCUGUCGUUCCUCUUCUCGGCCUGCCGCGAGAUCCACCGCACCUUCGCCCACGCGCCCGACCACGCCGUCCUCCACUACCUCGCCUCCCAACUCCUCCUCGGGGUGUGCGGGCACUACUGGCGGUUGGCGAAUGCGGCGGAGGUGCGGGAGCGGGUGAGCAAGGAGGGGGCCAUCCAGCUCAUGUUCGACGCCAAGUUCCUCUGCGACGCGCUGGCCGCCGGGGCCUCGCCGCCGCACGCGGCCGACCCGGACCUGGCCAAGGCCGUACUCGCCGAGUCCGCGACCUCCAACUCGGCGACUGGCGACCUGGCGGAGCCUUCGGCCAUCAAGGACCGGAUCAAGGCCAUACACAAUCAACUCCAGACUUUGUUGGAUCCGAUCGACCGGGCGUUCUAUGGGCCGCACGUGAAUCGGAUGGAGCAGCAGUGUUACGCGCGAUCGGCUGCCCUGCUCGGACCCCUCGUGUCCCUCCACCCGCUCUACACCGAUGUGAAGGUGCAGGGCGCUCACGGGGAUCAGUACAACACGCUGCCGAUGGUGGCAUCGGCGCCCCGCUUCCGCUACCUGCCCAUCACCGAGCCCGUCGUCAAGGGCAAGGAAAAGGGGCCGGUGGCGAGCAGCUUCGGCCUAGAUCUGCCGUCGGGCUAUCAGCAGCAGCACCAGCAGCAGCUGCCGCAGUUCGCGGGCGACAGGUUCGGCGCCCGGCUCCCGAGCUCGCCGCUGCUCUCGGCCUCGACACCGGCGACUGGCGGCGCCGACGGGUCGAUGGGCGUCGUCGGCGGGUCGUUCAUGGAGCAGGUGCGCAAGUUUGGCUUCGGCGGCUUCCUGGGCGCGGAGGACGGUAGUGCUCUGGGCUCGGCCACGCUCAAGUCUUUCCUCUCUUGA